GCUCUGUUCAUCCGUUACACUUUGGUAUUUCAGAGCCGGUGACAUGAACAAGGUUGCGCUCACGCUCAGUUUUCCAGGAAUGGGCACACGCACACGGCGCUGUUUCUGAAUGUAACCUUUGUUUUUUUUUUCUUUUCAUUUCUUUCUUUUGUUUUUCUUUGCGUAUCUCCAUUUUUUCCAAACCAACCAAAUCGCCAUGGCUUGGCCGUGCAUCAGUAGAGUGUGCUGUCUGGCUCGGUUCUGGAACCAGUUAGAUAAAUCGGAUCUUUCUGUACCUCUGACUAUUCAGAACUACUCGGACAUUUCCGAGCAAGAGGUUCGAUCCGUGACCAAGCAGGUGCCAACAAAUCUGGUUCCGAGAAACAACUAUUCCACCCCGGACCACCGUGGCUCCCCGCCGGCAGCGGGGGAAGCCACAGGGAACCGGAGAUCUCUUAGGGGACGGAAAGAGCCCAGCUUCAAACCCAGAGAGGAUUACCAGCCGUCCGGUGUGCCUUUCCAGAGUGUCACCCAGUAUAAACAGGAUUUCAAACCCUGGCCCAUUCCUAAAAAGGAGAAUUUCCCUUGGAUUAGCAAUGGCGGGAAAUCGGGUGACAGCAUUUCGGAUAGCCCCUUAAACAGUCACCCUAAUGCACACCCACAUACGAAGGAUGAAAGGGUGGAGAGAGAAGAACGUAGCAGGGCACCCAAGUGGGGAGAACAGCACGGGACUGGAAUAGCCAAAACCAGCUCUUACAGGCAGGAGUACAGGGCAUGGACGGGGGCCAAACCAGCCAAGAGCUCCAGGAAGCCCCCUCCAGCGCUGUACGCCAGCCCCGGCCAGGGGGUCACCUACCCCUACAGCAGCCCUGGGGCUGGGGCGCCCCACCUGCCCCCAGAGACCAGCUACCAGGCCGCCUUCAGCAGUGGAGAGGCCCACAGACACCCAGAGCCGCAGCACCAGGGGGACCACACCACCAACGCAGCCACCCCCACCUUGCAGCCCAUCUCUGCCCCCCUGCAGCCCAGCCCCAGCCCCAUGCCCUGCAGCCUGCAGCAGAGCAGCCUGUCUGAGAGGCCCGGCCUCAGUGUGAGCACCAGGGGAGAGGUGCAGUUGGUGAAGACCAAGCUCUCUCCGAAUCCCUCCGCCGUGUUUCAAAGUGGGCCGAGGAUCUUCAACAUCUGAUGUUCCAAAACCAACCAUUCCACUGGGCCUAGAGUCACAAUCUGUCUGUUCCACACGCCACGAGCAAUCUAUGCAAGGGAAUGUUCUAGACCAGUAAGGCAUUGUCUGUAGAAUGUCUUCAAUUAUGUAAUUGUUGAAAGAGAAUAACAAACCAGAUGUCACAAACAAUAGAAUACUUUUACAAUCCUAUCCCUAUUGCUAUGGAAUUGAAUAUGCAUGUAAGAAAAUAGUUUGAAAACAAGCUUUUGAAGUAUUA
Molecule: messenger RNA, 1421 nt
Organism: Osmerus eperlanus (European smelt)
Lineage: Eukaryota; Metazoa; Chordata; Actinopteri; Osmeriformes; Osmeridae
Gene: map6d1
Product: MAP6 domain containing 1
Exons: 3
Coding region: 197-1165 (322 amino acids)
Biological process (GO): microtubule cytoskeleton organization; cytoskeleton-dependent intracellular transport; regulation of microtubule cytoskeleton organization
Cellular component (GO): cis-Golgi network; microtubule; Golgi-associated vesicle
Molecular function (GO): calmodulin binding; microtubule binding
Source: RefSeq, a predicted model, not a curated record